Molecule: messenger RNA, 2242 nt
Organism: Petromyzon marinus (sea lamprey)
Lineage: Eukaryota; Metazoa; Chordata; Hyperoartia; Petromyzontiformes; Petromyzontidae
Gene: PCCA
Product: propionyl-CoA carboxylase subunit alpha
Cellular component (GO): mitochondrion
Molecular function (GO): propionyl-CoA carboxylase activity; ATP binding; metal ion binding
Source: RefSeq, a predicted model, not a curated record
CGCAGCUGAUUGGCCAGAGGCCCCCCCCACCCCCCGUGACGUCACAUCAGCAUGGCCGCCCUCAGGGUCGCGUCUUCGUGCCGGUGGGACUUGCAAAGGCACACUCAGUGUCUGCGGUUGCCGUGCUGCGUCACAUAUUUGCGAGCGUGCACCAUCUACACAGCCACCCACGACCCCAGUGAGAAGACCUUCGACAAGAUCCUCAUCGCUAACCGAGGAGAGAUUGCCUGCCGGGUGAUUAAAACAUGCAAGAAAAUGGGGAUAACGACGGUGGCGGUUCACAGCGACGUGGACGCCAACGCUGUGCACGUGAAGAUGGCUGACGAGGCUUUCUGCGUGGGCCCGGCCCCCACCGCCCAGAGCUACCUCAACAUGGCGGCCAUCCUCGACGCCGUGAAGACGUCGGGCGCGCAGGCGGUGCAUCCUGGGUAUGGCUUCCUGUCAGAAAACAAGGAGUUUGCAAAACAGCUGGCUGCGGAAGGGGUUAAAUUCAUCGGGCCCGACACGCACGCGCUGCAGGCGAUGGGUGACAAGAUCGAGAGUAAACUCAUCGCCAAGACCGCCGGGGUCAACACCAUCCCGGGCUUCGACGGCGUCGUCAAGAACACGAAAGACGCCGUGAAAAUUGCGCGCGAAAUCGGUUACCCUGUAAUGAUCAAGGCCUCUGCUGGUGGAGGCGGCAAAGGGAUGAGGAUCGCGUGGAACGACGAGGAGACUAAGGAGGGCUUCCGCUUCUCCUCUCAGGAGGCGGCGUCGAGCUUCGGAGACGAUCGCCUCCUCAUCGAGAAAUUCAUCGACAACCCCCGACACAUCGAGAUACAGGUGCUGGCGGAUGAGCACGGGAACGCACUGUGGCUGAACGAGCGCGAGUGCUCUGUACAGAGACGCAACCAGAAGGUGGUGGAGGAGGCCCCGAGCAUGUUCCUGGACACACAGACGCGCCGUGCGAUGGGGGAGCAGGCGGUGGCGCUGGCGCGUGCCGUGCGCUACUCCUCGGCCGGCACCGUCGAGUUCCUCGUCGACUCCCAGAGGAACUUCUAUUUCCUGGAGAUGAACACGCGCCUGCAGGUGGAGCACCCCAUCACGGAGUGCAUCACGGGGCUGGACCUCGUCAUGGAGAUGAUCCGCGUGGCCGCGGGCCACCGCCUGCGCCUCUCCCAGUCCGAGGUUCCCAUCCGGGGCUGGGCCAUCGAGUGCCGCGUCUACGCAGAGGACCCGUACAAGUCGUUUGGCUUGCCAUCCGUUGGACGCUUGUCCCAGUACCGGGAGCCGACCCACCUGACCAACGUGCGUGUAGACAGUGGCAUCACGGAGGGCAGCGACAUCAGCAUCUUCUACGACCCCAUGAUCUCCAAGCUCGUCACGUACGGAGGGGAUCGCAAAGAGGCACUUCGGAGGAUGGUGGAAGCUCUGGACAGCUACGUUAUCCGGGGAGUCACCCACAACAUCCCCCUGCUGAGGGAGAUCAUCACUAACCAGCGCUUCAUCACCGGCGACAUCUCCACCAAGUUCCUGCCCGAGGUCUACCCAGAAGGGUUCAAAGGCCGGGUGCUGAGCAACGUGGAGAGGAAGGAGCUGAUCGCGGUCACCGCCUGCAUUUACGCACGUUACCAGGAGCGCGCGCGAGUGUUCCUCAACCAGCCCAGGCCGAUGCUGAACAAGCCGCGCCCAGAGACCCUGGACCUGGCCGUGUCCCUGGACGGGCAGAGCCACGGAGUGAGGGUGGUGGGGGACCUCGGCUUGCAGGGGGUCUACGAGGUCGAACUGGACGGAGUGAAGCUAGAAGUUAUUGGCGACAUCAACCUCGCGUCUCCGCUCCUGCGGAUCAGCAUCAAUGGAAAAACCCGCACCGUGCAGUGCUUGUCUCGUGAUGGGGCUGGAAACUACAGCGUCCAGUACCAGGGCACCACGUACAAGCUGCAGGUGCUGCGCACGGCGGUGUUGGCGCUCAUGAAGCACAUGCCGGUGCGGGUGCGCGAGGACACCUCCCUCUUCGUGCUGUCGCCCAUGCCAGGGACCGUGGUGAACGUCUCCUGCAAGGCCGGAGACCAGGUGUCUGCUGGACAGGAGGUGUGCGUGAUUGAGGCCAUGAAAAUGCAAAACAGUCUGACAGCCAGCAGGAGUGGACAGGUCAAGGCCAUUCACUUCGCCGCCGGAGACACGGUGGGGGAGGGAGACGUCCUGGUAGAACUCGAAUGAAAACCAGUGCGGAGAUAGGCACAGAUAGACACACAGAUACACA